Messenger RNA from Trichoderma breve, 1113 nucleotides. Its product is annotated as endoplasmic reticulum vesicle transporter domain-containing protein. NCBI's taxonomy places the organism in Eukaryota, Fungi, Ascomycota, Sordariomycetes, Hypocreales, Hypocreaceae. Gene Ontology annotation, biological process: retrograde vesicle-mediated transport, Golgi to endoplasmic reticulum; endoplasmic reticulum to Golgi vesicle-mediated transport. The transcript has 3 exons. Gene Ontology annotation, cellular component: endoplasmic reticulum; Golgi membrane; COPII-coated ER to Golgi transport vesicle. The record is from RefSeq and is a predicted model, not a curated record. Bases 1 to 1113 code for a protein of 370 amino acids.
AUGGACGGCUUCGAGAAGUCGAGCUUGAAUGAAGAUGACUUUGGCGCAAAGGGUGGCAUUGUCAGCGCCUUUGAUGCAUUCCCCAAAUCAAAACCUCAGUAUGUGACAAAGACGUCAGGCGGCGGCAAAUGGACCGUCGCCAUGCUCUUCAUCUCCUGCAUCUUCCUGUGGACCGAGAUAGGCCAAUGGUGGCGCGGAGCCGAGCAUCACACGUUUGCCGUCGAAAAGGGUAUCGGGCACGACAUGCAGGUCAACCUCGACAUUGUUGUCAAGAUGGACUGCAACGACCUCCACGUCAACGUCCAGGAUGCAUCGGGCGAUCGCAUCCUUGCUGGAGACAAGCUGAAGCGCGAUGCUACGACAUGGCACCAGUGGGUUGACGCGCAGGGCAUGCACAGGCUCGGCAAGAGUGAGAAUGGCAAGCUGGACACUGGCGAAGGCUGGCAUGGCGCCCACGAUGAGGGCUUUGGCGAGGAGCAUGUGCACGACAUUGUGGCUCUCAGCCGAAAGAAGGCCAAGUGGGCAAAGACGCCGUCGCCAAAGGGCAGGCCGGAUAGCUGCCGUAUGUAUGGCAGCCUGGACUUGAACAGGGUGCAGGGCGACUUUCACAUUACAGCCAGAGGCCACGGUUAUGGUGGCCAGCACUUGGACCAUGACAAGUUCAACUUCUCUCACAUCAUCUCGGAAAUGUCCUACGGCCCCUUUUACCCAUCGCUGGUCAACCCCCUCGACCGCACCGUCAACCCCGCCAUUGUUCACUUCCACAAGUUCCAGUACUUCCUCUCCGUCGUCCCCACCGUCUACCUCACCGGCAACAGGGUCGUCAACACCAACCAGUACGCCGUCACGGAGCAGAGCAAGGUCAUCUCGGACCACCAAGUCCCCGGCAUCUUCUUCAAGUACGACAUUGAGCCCAUCAUGCUAAGCGUCGCGGAGACCCGCCAUGGCUUCUUUAGCUUUUUGGUCAAGAUUGUCAACAUCUUCAGCGGCGUCAUGGUGGCUGGCCACUGGGGGUUUACGCUGAGCGACUGGGUGCGCGAGGUCAUUGGCAAGAGGCGGCGCAGCAACGGCGGUAUCGGCGUUUUGGGCAACAAGCACGGAUACGAUGAGUAA